Trichomonas vaginalis G3 is the source of this 717-nucleotide messenger RNA. RefSeq names its product snRNA stem-loop binding. Gene Ontology annotation, molecular function: U1 snRNA binding. The coding region runs from base 1 to 717 and encodes 238 amino acids. Gene Ontology annotation, cellular component: U1 snRNP. The record is from RefSeq and is a predicted model, not a curated record. Lineage: Eukaryota; Parabasalia; Trichomonadida; Trichomonadidae. The transcript has a single exon. Gene Ontology annotation, biological process: mRNA splicing, via spliceosome.
AUGUCAACAGAGCAAGUUUCAAAUACUUUAUAUAUUAAAAGGAUCAAUGAUAAUGUCAGCAUUAAUCAAUUAAUCUUGCACGUAUUUGCCUACUUUUCACCAUAUGGACAAAUAAUUGAUAUAUCAGCAAGCAAGGCAAUUAAAAAACGCGGACAGGCAUGGGUUACAUAUCAAAAUAUAGAAAGUGCAAUUAAUGCAAAACGGGAUUUAAACGGAAUUUACAUAUUUUCCACUCCAAUUAGUAUUCAAUUUGCUAAAAAACGGAACAUAAACACUCUAAAACUCAAUGGUACAUACAAUUCUUAUGGUAGAAGAAAGGAAAUAAUUCAAGAUAAUGAAGUACGAAAAUUAACUACUGGACCAAUUCCUUAUCACUGGGAUAUUGACAUGGGUGGUGAUGAUGAAGAGGUUACUGAAAUGGUUAGACCUCUUGUUCAGAAGAUUUCUCAAGAAAUUGUCGAAGAAACACCAAAGGUUACACUUCAAGCACCAAACAAAAUCCUUUUCAUUCAAAAUAUUCCAGAAAAUACAGACAAAGCAGUUCUUGAUUUCCUAUUUGGUCAGUUUCCUGGGUUUGUCGAAGUUCGUACUUUACCUGGAAAGCAGACAAUCGCUUUUGUUGAAUACAAGACAGAAGAGCAGUCUGCUGUGGCUAUACAAGAGUUAAAUGGAUUUGAAAUUGAAAAUCAUCAUUUAACAAUUCAAUUUUCGAAAUAA